GGUCCGCCCAUUACGAUGAAGUGUUUGUGCCUGUUAGUGCUUUUUCUGUGUUUGCGGUGCGAAUGUGCCGGCAGCAAGCCGCGCAGAGGACGCGGCAGCAUGUGGUGGGGCAUAGCUAAAGCAGGGGAACCAAAUAAUCUAUCACCAUUAUCGCCUGGGGUUCUUUAUAUGGACCCAGCGGUCCACGCGACGCUGAGACGGAAGCAAAGAAGACUAGCAAGAGAAAACCCUGGGGUUCUAGCAGCAGUUGCUAAAGGAGCAAAUAUGGCGGUAACGGAAUGCCAACACCAGUUUAAGUACAGAAGGUGGAACUGCUCCACCAGAAAUUUCUUGAGAGGGAAGAAUCUAUUCGGCAAAAUUGUAGAUAGAGGGUGUCGAGAAACAGCGUUUAUUUACGCAAUCACCAGCGCUGGUGUAACACAUGCAGUAUCACGCGCAUGCGCCGAAGGUUCCAUAGAAUCCUGCACGUGUGAUUAUUCGCACGUCGACCGUGCACCCCACCGUUCAAGAGCUGCUGCCGCCGCCAACGUUCGCGUCUGGAAAUGGGGGGGAUGCAGUGAUAACAUUGGCUAUGGUUUCAAGUUCAGCAGGGAAUUUGUUGACACCGGCGAGAGAGGCAAAACUUUAAGAGAGAAAAUGAAUCUACAUAACAACGAGGCUGGGAGAAUGCACGUGCAAACGGAGAUGCGGCAGGAAUGCAAGUGCCAUGGUAUGUCAGGCUCUUGCACGGUUAAGACCUGUUGGAUGCGGCUACCAAGUUUCCGUUCGGUCGGCGACUCAUUGAAAGACCGCUUCGACGGGGCAUCGCGAGUGAUGGUGUCUAACACGGACCUCGAAACGCCAGUGCAACGAAACGACGCAGCCCCACACAGGGUGCCUCGCAGGGAUCGAUACAGAUUCCAACUGCGCCCGCACAAUCCCGACCAUAAAUCACCGGGAGUCAAAGACCUCGUCUACUUGGAAUCGUCGCCUGGUUUCUGCGAAAAGAAUCCACGUUUGGGUAUACCCGGCACCCACGGGCGUACUUGCAACGAUACUAGUAUCGGAGUGGACGGCUGCGACCUCAUGUGCUGCGGCCGCGGUUACCGGACUGAGACCAUGUUCGUAGUGGAACGGUGCAAUUGUACAUUCCAUUGGUGUUGUGAAGUGAAAUGCAAAUUGUGUCGCACGGAAAAAGUGGUACACACAUGUUUAUAGGUGCGUUAAUCACGAGUCACAUGUAAAUGAACACUUAGUGCCUCCAGCCAGUGACUCGAAUAAGACUUUAUGUACAGAGACUGAUCGUUUGACUUAUGUAAAUAACUGUUUGUAACGGAAUUAAUUCUAAUUUAUCCGGUAUGAAAUUAAAAUAUCCGAGUGAUUUUCUCAACAAAUAAUGUGAUCUAGUAUAUUUACACUGACGUUCAGAGACUAAUGAGACCAGUUUAGUGCGAUUUAUAUCUUUGAAUUUUGUCAUCUAUUUACAAUGUUCGGACUGGACUUAUUGGUGUCCUAACAGGGUGAGCGCUUGACUUGAGUAUCUGUUAAUCGAUAAUAAUUGUAAGACUACUUUAAGUGGUAUUUCUUAAUAUCAUUUCUAAGUUUUUAAUUUAUUCCUAAUGCUAUGUUAUACUUUAGUACAACAUAAAUAAUAAUUUCGAAUCAUAUUUUCGUUCAAUUUAUAAUUUAGUGUCGAGUUUAUCGCGUUAACCGUUUUAAGACAGGAGCGAAAUUAUCUUGUAAUUAUAAUUUUAUAUUAAUUGUGGAUUUAUUUAAGUGAGAUUGUGACUUAAGUGCAUUAACAUAAAGUGGCUUCUUGGGUGUUCAGAGGUGAAGCCGCCCUUAUCAGUGAAUAAGUAGCACCAUCGUAAAAGUGUCCCAUAUUACGAGAUAAACGCUCCCGAGAAUUUUAAUUAAAUAUUAAAAGAAUUAAAUAAUCAGUAUUAUAAUAUUGUGUGCGUGCAGCGUCUAUACAAAGAUAAAGAACGGAGUUGGACAGUUAUAGAUUUUAAACAGUUAAUUUAUUAAAGCAUGUAUAUUACAUUUUCUGAAGGGUUUCCAUUCUAAAAGUGCAUGUCAGCUAUAUCAGCCUGUCAAAUGUUUGACACACCAAAUGACGGCAUUUUAUUGGUCAUUAGUGGUUUAGAUAUUCUAAUAGUGACAUUUGACAGACUGUCAGUUCAGUUAACAAACUGUUGAUUAGGAAAAGGCGCAAAGCUUUUAACACGACCACAGACUGCCUUCGAUAAAGUAUUCAUAAUUUAUAUAACUUAAUAGGUGUACA
Molecule: messenger RNA, 2263 nt
Organism: Pieris rapae (cabbage white)
Lineage: Eukaryota; Metazoa; Arthropoda; Insecta; Lepidoptera; Pieridae
Gene: wg
Product: protein Wnt-1
Exons: 4
Coding region: 16-1197 (393 amino acids)
Biological process (GO): canonical Wnt signaling pathway; cell fate commitment; multicellular organism development
Cellular component (GO): extracellular region
Molecular function (GO): frizzled binding; cytokine activity
Source: RefSeq, a predicted model, not a curated record